Messenger RNA from Styela clava, 1565 nucleotides. The record is from RefSeq and is a predicted model, not a curated record. Lineage: Eukaryota; Metazoa; Chordata; Ascidiacea; Stolidobranchia; Styelidae.
GUCUGGGGAACUGAUUCUUGCAAUCUUGCAUCUGCGCCGCACAGUUUGCGUAGACCAACUUAAAUAUUCAUCUGCUGGGGGGAGAAAGGUGAUAAGACUGCACAAUCCUAUGACAACUACGACCUCUCGGCCGGGUUAAACAGAAUCAGCUUAAAAAAACUUUUUUAUUAUUGUAUCUUCAGCUUUUUGCAUGCUUUAGUCAGUAAGAGUAUUUUUGCACCGAGUAAAAUUACAAAAUGAGUUUGGAAAGAUUGUUCCAGCAGAUAAUACAGUCUGAACAAACAGCUGAAAACCGGAAAGAAAGUAUUGUGAGAAUUAAGAAGGAGAUUUCAGACUGUCAAUCUGAUCUUAAAUCCCUGAAAGAGUCUUGUGUAUCAUCGAAGGGCAGGCUGCAUGUCUUUGUUCGACAAUAUCAUGAGGAAGACGCAGAAUGUAGAGUUUUGCUCCAGCAAAAAAAGGGUUUGCAGGAGAGAAAAAUAGAAAUCGUAAAAGAGAUUGAUCAAUUGAAAUUUGUUGUAGCAGAAAAGGAAAAUAUCUUGGAAAAAUUAAAAUCUGAUUUUUCAAAAAAUGUUUUGGAGUUUUGUGCUCAAUAUGAUCUUACUGGUGUCGGAGCUCAAAAACGCAAAGAAGAGAAAAGUUUUGAGCUUGAGAAAAUUGAGAGUGAAAUUGAACUAGCUGAAACAAGAUUACAAGAAUUGAAAUUUGAAGAGGAAAAAGCAACAGAAUUGAUGGAACAAAAAGCUUGUUUUCAGGCAGAAAUAUCUCAACUUCAAUCUGAAAUUAUAGAAGUUGAUUCAAGUUUAGAAAGGAAACGUCAAGAGACCUUGAAUACAAUUGAAAAAGUGAAUAAGUUCAGGUCAGAAAAUCACAACGAUCCUGAGUUAAUUCAGCUUCAAAAAGAAUUAGAUUCGAUUAAAAACCAAGAAUUAGAAGGAAAGAUAAGGAAUUUAAAAGCUGAAUUAAACAGAGUAAAGCGAAGGCAAUGGCAAGAUAGUUUACGAAACCAGGGUUCAUACCAAAAUAACAGACCUUCAGCCGGUGGAUACAAGUUCCGUUCUGUCAACCAUGAGUAGAUUGUUAUUAAUCUACCCUUGUGAGCCGAUAUUUCAUGUAUUUAAUAUAGAAGAACAGCAUUUCUCUGAUGUGGAAUUUAGAAUUUCCUAUUUAUCCCUAGGUCAAAGUAAAGACAAUAAACUGGUGGACAAUAUAGUUGUUCACUAUCAAAAACCAUAUAUGCUGGUUUACCUAUUAAACAUUUCAAUUGUUUUGUAUUGUUGCCAAUCAACUGUUUUUACUGUUUUAUGUCAGUAAGAGGAUAGUCUUUUGGGACCUCCCGAAGUAUGCGCACCAAGAUGGCGCACAACCGAACAUAGUAUGUGUGUACCGGUUAGGGUUCAGGUUGUGCGACAUCUUGGUGCGCAUACUUCUGGAGCCCCGUCUUUUGUUCUCAUCUGAAUGUGUGUUGUUCAAUUCUUAUGUGAAAUAAGUAGCUCAAAGAUAGUAGAGUAGUUAAAAACCAUUGUGGUUUGCUAUUUACUGUUGCUCAAACCGUGCUAUUAAAUAGU